AGGCCAACCAACAUCUCAUCACCUCCUCAUCGCCGGAUUUAAAGGUUGCUGCUGCUGGAUGGGUUCCUCAUCGGCAAGGAGAAAACAACACGAUUAUCCCUUCCAUCUUUCUCCAGGAAGAAGAUCGUCACAUAUGCCUGGCUGGUGCAAAGGAGAGCCAUGGACUUUGAGCUCCAUUUGAUUAAGAGUAUUACAAACAAUUUUUCGAAGAACCAAGAAGUUGGGAGCGGUGCAUAUGGAGCUGUUUACAGGGCGGUGCAUAACGGGGAAGAGAUUGCUGUGAAGAGGCUUCAUGCCUUGCAAGGACUUGAUGAUAAGGAAUUCGAUAAUGAAUUCCGUAAUUUUACAAAGAUCUUUCACAAAAACGUUGUAAGGUUAAUUGGUUACUGCUAUGAAUCACAAGAAAAAUUCGUUGAGCACAAUGGGGACCUAAUUCGUGCUAAAGCUAUGGAGCGAGUUCUUUGCUUCGAAUAUAUGCAGCGUGGAAGCCUUGAGAAAUAUAUUGGAGAUAAACCUUGUGAACUUGAUUGGACAACAUGUUAUGAAAUUAUUAAAGGGACAUGUGAGGGUUUAAAUCAUCUUCACAUGCAGAAAAAACAUAUUUUCCAUCUGGACAUGAAACCUGCUAACAUAUUGCUAGAUAAUAGCAUGGCUCCCAAAAUUGCAGAUCUUGGUUUAUCCAAGCUUGUUUCUUCCACAAUAACAUAUAAAGCAGAGGUGAAAAAAGGAACAUAUGGGUACAUGCCACCAGAGUACAUAAACAAUGGAUUCAUAUCUGAGAAGUUUGAUGUGUUCAGUCUGGGGGUCAUAAUUAUAAAAAUGAUGGCUGGGAAUACAGGCCAUGUCAGCUGUUUUGAAAUGUCCCCAAAAGAGUUCAUUGAGCUUGUAAGUAAAACUUGGAAGGAGAAGAUGCAGGCAGUGUCAGGGUAUUCAUCUCACGAGAUAUACAUCCUUCAAGUGCGCAGAUGCAUUGAGAUAGCAUUGCGAUGUAUAUGCAAGGAUCGAAAAGAAAGACCUAAUAUAGAGAAAAUUGUUCAUGAACUGGAGGAACUGGAGGUUGAGACCAAUAAAAUUGCACUACCUUUUGAUCGGUCAAAAGACCUAAUUCUGAAGAGAAGUUGUGCCACCAAUGAUGUGGCGGUGGACCCAGCGUUCGAGUUGCGCUUCCUCUUCGAGCCGAGGAAGGAGGUGUCGUGCUGCCUGCAGCUCACCAACAAGACGGAUGGUUUCCUCGCGUUCAACAUAAAGGUCAACAAGAACAAGUACCGCGCACAGCCCAGCAUUGGCACAAUGCCUCCGUGCUCCAAGUGUUAUGUCAUCGUGACGCUGCGUCCGCAGGGGGCGGCACCACCCAACAUGCAGUGUCACGACAUGCUGCUCGUGCAGAGCAUCAGCAUCAGCGAGCAACUGGCAUCAGAAGAUACUCAAAUUUCUUAUCAAGAAGUGUUCAAGACAACCUUAGCGGAGAAGGUGGUAGAUGAGGUGAAACUGCCAAUUGUUUAUGUUCCUUUAUUGGAUGGAUAAUAACAUCUACCUGUCGCCAAGCUGGUGCGCCAUGGUGUUGAAUUCAGACAAUUCUUGAAUCGAGUAGUACGCUAUAUAUGUAGCCGUGUUAUUUGCCAAAGAGAGUUCUCUGUAAUGAGGACGCUCGUGUGUGGUGUGGGUAGUUGACUUGAGGCUUUUUUUUGCGAGUGGACAUAAAAAAUGAUAUAAUCAUCCUUUCAGAGAAAAAAAAUCCCCUUGCAUUUGUUAUGAGAAGAAACACUCACGAUAUUUUGUUAUAGAG
This is a messenger RNA of Triticum aestivum (bread wheat), 1786 nucleotides long. RefSeq names its product putative receptor-like protein kinase At4g00960. Lineage: Eukaryota; Viridiplantae; Streptophyta; Magnoliopsida; Poales; Poaceae. Gene Ontology annotation, molecular function: ATP binding; protein kinase activity. The transcript is spliced from 7 exons. Gene Ontology annotation, biological process: protein phosphorylation. The record is from RefSeq and is a predicted model, not a curated record. The coding region runs from base 160 to 1524 and encodes 454 amino acids.